Epinephelus moara (kelp grouper) is the source of this 1549-nucleotide messenger RNA. RefSeq names its product potassium channel modulatory factor 1 (gene kcmf1). Gene Ontology annotation, biological process: synaptic signaling. Gene Ontology annotation, molecular function: zinc ion binding. NCBI's taxonomy places the organism in Eukaryota, Metazoa, Chordata, Actinopteri, Perciformes, Serranidae. The transcript has 7 exons. Gene Ontology annotation, cellular component: plasma membrane. The record is from RefSeq and is a predicted model, not a curated record. The coding region runs from base 182 to 1351 and encodes 389 amino acids.
CUAGCGAUAAGUGACACUCUGGGAGGGGAAGCAGAACAAACUGUAAGCUGCUGGCGGAUCCAUCUUGCUCGAAAAAGAGGCGAGAGUGAAGGCUUUUUUCAGUUUAUUACCUAAAAUACUGUAUCGUUCCCCGUUAACCGCGCUGGGGAGCCCGAGGAGGGGCUGUGCCGCUGUUUGUAGGAUGUCCCGACAUGAGGGUGUGAGCUGUGAUGCAUGUUUAAAAGGGAACUUUAGAGGACGACGGUUCAAGUGUUUAAUUUGCUACGACUACGACCUGUGCGCAUCGUGCUACGAGAGCGGAGCCACAACAACAAGACACACCACAGAGCACCCCAUGCAGUGUAUAUUAACCAGGGUAGACUAUGACUUGUAUUAUGGAGGAGACACCUUUUCAGUAGAGCAACCCCAGUCAUUCACAUGUCCUUACUGUGGCAAGAUGGGCUUCACGGAGACGUCCCUUCAGGAGCAUGUCACCUCAGAGCAUGCAGAGACUUCCACAGAGGUGAUUUGUCCAAUAUGUGCUGCCUUGCCAGGAGGGGAUCCCAACCACGUCACAGAUGACUUUACAGCUCACCUCACACUUGAACACAGAGCGCCAAGAGAUUUAGAUGAGUCCAGCAGUGUUCGACAUGUACGCAGGAUGUUCCACCCUGGACGAGGACUGGGAGGUGCCAGAGCACGACGGACAAAUAUGCACUUUACUAGCGGCUCCACAGGGGGACUUUCAUCCUCCUCAUCACAGAGCUCCACUUACACCCCCAGUAAUAGAGAAGCAAUGGACCCAAUUGCAGAGUUGUUGUCUCAGCUGUCAGGUGUGCGACGUGCAACAGGGGGACAAAUAAACUCGUCAGGGCCUUCGGCCUCACAGCUCCAGCAGCUUCAGAUGCAACUGCAGUUGGAGAGGCAGCAGGCUCAGGCAGCACGACAGCAAGUGGAGACGGGUCGCCACGCGACACGACGCAGCAACAACCCGGGCAACACCGGCACCGCCAUCCCUCCACCCAGCACAGCAACUGCCAACACUGCCACCGUGGGUGAAAACAACCCCUCAUCCUCGUCCCACAGCUCCCAGUUUCUAUUAGCACGGUUGAAUGAACCUAAGAUGUCUGAAGCAGAGCGGCAGUUUCUAGAAGGAGAGCGCGCAGACCGCAGCCUGUUCGUCCAGGAGCUGCUCCUGUCCACGCUGAUGCACGAAGAGAGUUCCUCCUCCGAUGAGGACGAGCGUCGAGACUUCGCCGACUUCGGAGCCAUGGGCUGCGUGGAUAUCAUGCCUUUAGAUGUGGCGUUGGAGAACCUCCAGCUUCGAGAGAGCAGCUCUACGGGCAAGGAGCCUCCGCCGCCUCCUCUUUGAUGUCCGAGCAUCAAGCAGACUGUGUCCUCUCUGCUGCAACUGUCAGUGAUGGGCAGCAAACAGCAGCAGUCCUCCCUGGCCUCACCCUUCUUUCUCCCUCCUCUAUUUUCUGAGUUUGUUUUUGGUGAUUGUAAUUUCAGGCCUGUCACCAUUUUUGUUACAUUGUAAACAAAAAUAAACGAGAGCAAGUGGGAUAAA